AAAUAUGACAAAUGUGUCACAUCGAAGUAACCUAAUUUUGAAAUGAUAUGAAUUGAAAGUUAAUACCGAUAACUUACUCUGCAAAUAAAAAAUAGUUUGAAUAAUGAAACCUUUUAAUGAACAAAUUCCACAUUAAACAACCAAAAAUAUGGAAGUGAGCCCAAUAAGUAUAAUAUUGGUUAAGUCAGACAGUAAAGGAGACAGAUUAUUGUUUCGUUAUCCUUUUCACAUACAGAAGAACAGGGAAACUUCUAGUUCACAAAGAAAAAAUCCGUAUACCUUACCGAUAACAGAAGAUUUACUCCAAAGUCCCGCGCAGCUAUGUUCAAAUAUAAACAGAGAAAAUCUUACAGGUUUCACAGACGAAGUCCUUUCUUCUUUGUUCGUGGUGAAGAAGGAAUUGUGCAACAAAAAGUUCGAACUCAAAGUUAAUGACGUGAGGUUCGUGAGCCAUCCGACCCUUCUGCAGCUGAGAAAUAAACAAGAAAAAGAGGAUGGUUCUGGUAUUAUGUUAGUGAACAUCGUAUUUGCUUUGCAGGCUCUUGCUAGUCAUUCUGUAGUUAAAUGUUAUCAUGACUUGAGUAAAAGGAUGGGAAUAGUUCUGAAAUACGAAGAAAAAAGAUGUGGUUAUGUGUCUGAACAAACACAGUUGAUGACAACUGCACAUGAUGACAUAUAUACCAAUGGACCAGGAAGUGCAUUUCAAAUUAUUUUGGAGAAGUGUUCCCUAGCUAGUAACAUCAAGAAGAUGUACGAAGAUUUAUGUAACACAGGACUGGUGAAUUUAAGGAUAAACAAAUGGAUACCAUUGAGCUUUUGUUUACCACAAAAGGUACAUCAAUGGCAUAUGAGAGGAAAAAUUGUUGAACCGGAAGAUAUUGACAGGUGUAUGAAUGCCCUUAGACCAUAUCACAGUUUACUUUUACUCCACCCAUUGCAACAAAUGAACGAUUUCUCUUCAUUAGAUGGUUCUCCAUCUUUAGUUAGGAUGUUAUCUCAGUAUUCACCUUUGAAAAAUUUACAGACUUUAGCAGUAGAUUCGGAUUUAACUUUAUCACAUGUUUUUGAACUCACAGCACAUCUAGUAUACUGGGCAAAGGCAACAGUUAUAUUUCCAUUAUGUUCUACAAACAAAUACGUUAUAUCCCCCAAUGCCCCUGUUCAUCUGAACUCGCCUCUGGUAGAAAAAUUCAGUGAUACCUUUCCUGGCCUUAAUCUGGUUAGAGUAAUGAGCGAAUACUCGCUACCUACUUCACUGGGACAGAAAUGUAACCCUUUGUGUCAUCCCUCACAACAAUCACAGUUGGUUCAGUCGAUUAUUUGGAUGUUACAGCAUCAUCUGCUGCUUCAGUUACACACCUACAUUCAGUAUAUGCCUACAGAAAAUGGACAGUUGCGUAGAAAUAUGGAUGAAAACAAAAAACACCUAGCAUCUCCAUCACCAAGAAGCAGUACUGUCAUGUCAAAUUAUCAACAAACAAGCAAUGAUUAUUCUAGAGCGGAAUCAGAAAGUGGUGCUUCAACUGUAUCUGAAACUUUGGAAGUUGCCUCCAAAAUUGUGAAUUUAGAAAGUGCAAGUUUUGCUUCCACGGAAGAAGACAAACAGGACUAUCAAGAAGAGCUUCUUCUGGAUUUCCCAGAUGAGGAAAGAACGUCCAUAUUUAAGAUUCCUGCCACCAAUACUCCUGAAGACCUAAAACUCUUCGCAAGAUUGUGCAGGAAAGAAUAUUUUCAAGGCAAUCAUCACAUUGAGGAAAUCAUGUACUUGGAAAAUUUGAGAAGGAGCCAAUUAUUGCAACUUUUAGACAAAUUUCGAGAUGUUCUGAUAACUUAUGAGACAGAAGACCCUGCUAUAGCAAUGUUCUCCUGUCCUUCAUAGCAUCUUUUUUUGAUAAGCGAUAGUGAUACAAAAUUGAUUUGACAUGUGAUUCGAAUUUGAGAUAAAUUUUAACUUCCAUAUUAC
Leptinotarsa decemlineata (Colorado potato beetle) is the source of this 1963-nucleotide messenger RNA. It is a transcript of the gene Nprl3, whose product is annotated as GATOR complex protein Nprl3. The record is from RefSeq and is a predicted model, not a curated record. Gene Ontology annotation, biological process: TORC1 signaling; negative regulation of TORC1 signaling; cellular response to amino acid starvation. Gene Ontology annotation, cellular component: GATOR1 complex. Lineage: Eukaryota; Metazoa; Arthropoda; Insecta; Coleoptera; Chrysomelidae.